AUGGAGCUGGGAGGGGCCUUCACCAUUUUUCUGGCACUCUGCUUGUCUUGCCUGCUCAUCCUCAUUGCUUGGAAACGAAUCAACAAGAGGGGAAAGCUUCCCCCAGGUCCCACACCAAUUCCUUUCUUGGGGAACCUGCUCCAAAUCAGCCCUAAUGCCCCUUUUCAGUGUUUCAUGAAGCUCCGGAAGAAGUAUGGCCCCAUGUUCACUGUGUACCUGGGCCCGCGGCCAGUAGUUAUUUUGUGUGGACAUGAACUGGUGAAGGAGGCUCUGGUAGACCGAGCAGAUGAGUUCAGUGGCCGUGGAGAAAUGGCUACAUUAGACAAAAACUUCCAAGGUCAUGGUGUAGCUAUGGCCAAUGGAGAACGAUGGAAGAUUCUCCGACGUUUUUCUCUGACCAUCCUGCGGGACUUUGGGAUGGGAAAGCGGAGCAUCGAGGAGCGGAUCCAGGAGGAGGCUGGCUACCUGCUGGAGGAAUUCCGGAAGACCAAGGGUGCCCCCAUCGAUCCCACCUUCUUCCUAAGCCGUACUGUUUCCAAUGUCAUCAGUUCGAUUGUCUUUGGAAGCCGCUUUGACUAUGAGGACAAGGAAUUCCUAAACCUGCUGCGGAUGAUCAAUGAGAGCUUCAUAGAGAUGAGCACUCCCUGGGCACAGCUCUAUGAGAUGUACUCAGGAAUCAUGCAAUAUUUGCCAGGAAGACACAAACACCUCUACUAUAUGAUAGAGGAUCUUAAGGACUUUGUUGCAUCCAGAGUGAAGAUCAACGAGGCAUCCCUUGACCCCCACCAUCCCCGAGACUUCAUCGACUGCUUCCUCAUCAAGAUGCACCAGGAAAAAAAUGAUCCCCACACAGAAUUCAACCUCAAGAAUUUGGUUCUUACCACGCUCAACCUCUUCUUUGCGGGCACAGAAACAGUGAGCUCCACACUACGCUAUGGAUUUUUGCUGCUAAUGAAGCAUCCUGAAGUGGAAGACAAGAUCCAUAAAGAGAUUAACCAGGUGAUUGGCCCCCACCGGAUGCCACGUGUGGAAGACAGGGUCAAGAUGCCUUACACAGAUGCUGUCAUCCACGAGAUCCAAAGACUGAUAGACAUUGUGCCCAUGGGUGUCCCCCACAAUGUCAUCCAGGACACUCAUUUCCGAGGCUACUUUCUGCCCAAGGGCACAGAUGUCUUUCCUGUGAUUGGCUCAGUCCUCAAAGACCCCAAAUACUUCCGCUACCCAGAUGCCUUCUAUCCUGAACACUUCCUGGAUGAACAGGGACGCUUCAAGAAGAACGAGGCCUUCGUGCCUUUCUCCUCUGGAAAACGCAUCUGCCUGGGGGAGGCCCUGGCCCGCAUGGAACUCUUCCUCUACUUCACCUCCAUCCUUCAGAACUUCUCUUUACGUUCACUGGUCCCCGUGGCAGACAUUGACAUCACUCCCAGGAUGUCAGGCUUCGGCAACAUCCCCCCAACUUACAAGCUGUGCCUUGUGGCCCACUGAGCGCCCCUUACUGGCCAGGCAAGACCAGUCUGAGAGCUGAGCUCUUCUUCUUGCUCCCGGACACACCCACCCUCCUCAUGUCUCCAAAUUCUCCCCAUAACCCUAAGAGAAGGCACUCUCACUACUGUGAUGGGACCACAGGUCAGAGGAUGACAUCCAAAACCACACAGCUGUAUGUCUUUGUUUUAGAAAAGCUACAAAGUGCCCAACAUCUGGCACAAGCCCAUAGGUUUAAGUUCACAGUUUCCUCUGCCUUGUUUCUGGCUGCAGCAAACUUCUGUAGAUUCUGUCUUUAUGUUGUUCCCUUGCGUGAGCCCUGAUAGUGAUCAUAAUAUAGUUCACAAUCUUUUCUGGUUUAUUUUGAUCUGCAUU
Marmota monax (woodchuck) is the source of this 1857-nucleotide messenger RNA. Its product is annotated as cytochrome P450 2G1. The transcript is spliced from 9 exons. Gene Ontology annotation, molecular function: oxidoreductase activity, acting on paired donors, with incorporation or reduction of molecular oxygen, reduced flavin or flavoprotein as one donor, and incorporation of one atom of oxygen; heme binding; iron ion binding. The record is from RefSeq and is a predicted model, not a curated record. Gene Ontology annotation, cellular component: cytoplasm; intracellular membrane-bounded organelle. Gene Ontology annotation, biological process: xenobiotic metabolic process. Bases 1 to 1485 code for a protein of 494 amino acids. Lineage: Eukaryota; Metazoa; Chordata; Mammalia; Rodentia; Sciuridae.